UUCGUGAAACCGUGGUGGAUACUACUUUAUUCAGUAAAUACACUUCACAUCCACCAAUACUAAAUAUUGCGAAAGUGAAGACAAAUAAUAGUCUACGCAGUGGAUUAUGACAACCCGAAUUUCCGCAACUAAACAGUAAAGAUUGACAAACUAAUAAUUACUCAACUACGCUUUCGGCUAAUGUCAAUUACACUUGUUGAUUAGUGAAAUGGAAUUCCCUGCAGAACUUGAAGGAAAUCUUUUAGAUUCAUAUUUUUGGAACAUUGAGAAUUCAAAUGGUCUUGAGCAACAGAUCUUAGAAGUACAGAAACAUUACGCUUAUAAUAAAUCACUAACGAAAGAAAUCUGUUCCUUGAGAUCUGAGUUGGAUGAAACCAGAAAACACUUAAAAUCGCAAGAAGCUCAUCUACAAUUAGAGUAUGGAGAAUAUGAAAUUGAAGCUAAUAAUCUUCAGAAGAAACUGGAAAGCUUUUCUACCGAAAUGCUAAAAUCUCGCAUCUCCGCGAAGUUACGAAAAAAGCAGGAUGAUCUUGGUUUAUUAAACCAAAAAUUGAUAAAGCAAGAUCUAUCAGCCUUUGAUUAUGCUACAUUGGUCUUGCAAACGAUGAAUAAUUAACUAUUUAUAUAAUACUAUUUCUAAAUGAAUCGAGGAAAUGACUUAUGAUAGCAAGUGAAUGAAUAAUAAAAACAGUGUCUUCAAUUGUGAUUUAACUCAUUCACUUCCAAUAUAAUUCUAAAAUCAGAUUUUCGAGUACUACUAUAAAUCCAAAGCAACAUAACAUGAAAAUUACCUAAAAAUUUUAUCUAGUCCAUCAUAAACAAAACAUCUAC
This is a messenger RNA of Schizosaccharomyces octosporus yFS286, 831 nucleotides long. RefSeq lists its product as uncharacterized. The transcript has a single exon. Bases 209 to 616 code for a protein of 135 amino acids. The record is from RefSeq and is a predicted model, not a curated record. Lineage: Eukaryota; Fungi; Ascomycota; Schizosaccharomycetes; Schizosaccharomycetales; Schizosaccharomycetaceae.